AUGUCGUCCUUUACACGAGCCAUCCGUCCGGCCCUCCAGGGCGGCCGCCGCGUCCUCCUCGCCCAGCGUCUUUCCACGCCUCGCAUCGCCCAUCCCAUUGCCGCCACGGCCCUCCGCUCCCUCUCCACGACGGCGCCCCGCCGCAGCGUCGACCUGUCGGAGCUGCAGCCCACGCCCAUCACGCACCUCUCCGAGGUCGAGACGGCCAUGGCCGACGCCGUGUCCAAGUUUGCGACCGAGGUGGUGCUGCCCAAGGCGCGCGAGAUGGACGAGGCCGAGGCCAUGGACCCGGCCGUGGUCGAGCAGCUCUUUGAGCAGGGCCUCAUGGGCAUCGAGAUCCCCGAGGAGUACGGCGGCGCGGGCAUGAACUUCACCGCCGCCAUCAUCGCCAUCGAGGAGCUCGCGCGCGCCGACCCCUCCGUCUCCGUCCUCGUCGACGUGCACAACACGCUCUGCAACACGGCCCUGAUGAAGUGGGGGUCCGACGCGCUCAAGAAGAAGUACCUGCCCCGGCUCGCCACCAACACCGUCGCCUCCUUUUGCCUGUCGGAGCCCGUGUCCGGCUCCGACGCCUUUGCCCUGGCCACGCGCGCCACCGAGACCCCCGACGGCUACACCAUCACCGGCUCCAAGAUGUGGAUCACCAACUCCAUGGAGGCCGGCUUCUUCAUCGUCUUUGCCAACCUCGACCCCGCCAAGGGCUACAAGGGCAUCACCGCCUUCGUCGUCGACAAGGACACCCCCGGCUUCAGCAUCGCCAAGAAGGAGAAGAAGCUCGGCAUCCGCGCCAGCUCCACCUGCGUCCUCAACUUUGACGAUGUCGCCGUCCCCAAAGAAAACCUGCUCGGCAAGCCCGGCGAGGGCUACAAGUACGCCAUCGGCAUCCUCAACGAGGGCCGCAUCGGCAUCGCCGCCCAGAUGACGGGCCUCGCCCUCGGCGCCUUUGAAAACGCCGUCCGCUACGUCUGGAACGACCGCAAGCAGUUCGGCACCCUCGUCGGCGAGUUCCAGGGCAUGCAGCACCAGAUUGCCCAGUCCUACACCGAAAUCGCCGCCGCCCGCGCCCUCGUCUACAACGCCGCCCGCAAGAAGGAGGCCGGCGAGGACUUUGUCCGCGACGCCGCCAUGGCCAAGCUCUACGCCUCCCAGGUCGCCGGACGCGUCGCCGGCCUCGCUGUCGAGUGGAUGGGCGGCAUGGGCUUCGUCCGCGAGGGCCUCGCCGAAAAGUACUGGCGCGACUCCAAGAUUGGCGCCAUUUACGAGGGCACCAGCAAUAUUCAGCUCAACACCAUUGCCAAGCUCCUCCAAAAAGAGUACACUGCGUAG
Molecule: messenger RNA, 1326 nt
Organism: Cordyceps militaris CM01
Lineage: Eukaryota; Fungi; Ascomycota; Sordariomycetes; Hypocreales; Cordycipitaceae
Product: acyl-CoA dehydrogenase
Exons: 2
Coding region: 1-1326 (441 amino acids)
Cellular component (GO): mitochondrion
Molecular function (GO): acyl-CoA dehydrogenase activity; flavin adenine dinucleotide binding
Source: RefSeq, a predicted model, not a curated record